AUUAGUUAUCAAAAUAAAUGCCAGGGCCUGGUGCGUAGCACUUUGGUCAGCAAAACCUACCGUCGUCAUUAAAUUCCCCGCACAAUCUUUGCCAUUGCGCUCUUUCACACGUCCUGUCCUCAGUAGGCUCUUUUCCACUGGUGUAUUCUCCGCCUUUGUCUCACUAAUUGCGUCUACAACUCUACAUUCAUCAAAUUCUCAAGACAUAUUUACCAGUUUUAAUACGCAUAUCUGCUUGCCCCUUUAGAGCUCAUAGUUUUUCUUCACUUUCUGCUUUCUGGGUUCUUCUUUCACAAGUAAUUGUGUUCUCAUUGGAUACUAUAUUUUUUUCGGAAAAAAAAGAAGAAGAAGAGCCUUUCCAUCAUAUACUGCACAUUGAUCACAGCUUCGUGAUCAAAUCUACUCAGUCAGAUAAGAUAUCCACCCCUGGCAGCAGUAUAAUCACUACAUCCAGCAUGGAGGGAUAACGCUUUCUGUUUCUUGAUGUCUACCUUGGGAAAUCCUGCAAACAUAUUCUGGCAUGAAUGUCCAGUUGGAAAGGCAGAGAGGGAAAAGCUGCUUAACCAACAGGGAUGUGUUGUAUGGAUUACAGGUCUCAGUGGAUCAGGAAAAAGCACACUUGCUUGUUCCCUAGGUAGAGAAUUACACACAAGGGGUAACCUCUCUUAUGUUCUUGAUGGUGACAACCUUAGGCAUGGUCUGAACAAGAAUCUUGGAUUCUCGGCAGAAGAUCGUACUGAAAAUAUACGUAGGGUUGGUGAAGUUUCAAAGCUCUUUGCAGAUGCUGGAUUAAUAUGCAUUGCAAGUUUGAUAUCCCCUUACAGAAAGGAUCGUGAUGCUUGCCGAGCAUUAUUUCCGGAUAAAAGUUUUAUUGAGGUUUUUAUGAAUAUGCCUCUGGAACUGUGUGAAGGAAGAGAUCCAAAAGGCUUGUACAAGCUUGCUCGUACUGGAAAGAUCAAAGGUUUUACCGGAAUAGAUGAUCCUUAUGAACCGCCAUUGAACUGUGAGAUUGAAAUACAACAAAAAGAUGGAGUAGUUCCGACACCACAUGAGAUGGCUGGGCAAGUUGUCUCAUACAUGGAGGGCAGAGGCUUUCUGAAAGCUCAGUAACAGGAUCGCUGGAAGUAAAAUAAGAAAAGACUUGGCACACAGUCAAAGUAUCUGCAUCUCCUUCAAUAACCAUAUUUAUUGUUUAAAAUCAUCAAGUUUGAGAAGGUAGUUAAUGAUCAUCUCGUAUCAGAGACAUGGUUAGGAGUAUACAGCACAUAUUUUUUCUUCAGAUUAGUUAGAUACAUAGACGUAAGUUAAUGAGUUUGCCUCUCUAGUGCAGUAGGUUCCAGAGAUUGUUCCGCAGCUAUCUUGCGCUACAUGAUCACAGGAAAUUCCCAUUUGUUUUUACUGGGUAUAUCAAAGGCUGCAAAUCACAGGCUGGGUAUAUUACACGAAUCUAUAUCUAUAUAUAAAUAUAAAGUUGGGAAUGGAGAAGGUGACGUAGCAUGUCUCUUUGUCCAAGAAUCAUAUUUA
Messenger RNA from Nicotiana tabacum (common tobacco), 1524 nucleotides. Its product is annotated as adenylyl-sulfate kinase 3. Gene Ontology annotation, molecular function: adenylylsulfate kinase activity; ATP binding. Gene Ontology annotation, biological process: sulfate assimilation. NCBI's taxonomy places the organism in Eukaryota, Viridiplantae, Streptophyta, Magnoliopsida, Solanales, Solanaceae. The record is from RefSeq and is a predicted model, not a curated record.